ACAUAAACCCCUAAACCCAACAGCAUUCAGCAAGUUCUAUUUGGAAGCCAAGAAAACAGAUUCCUGGAAAAUCGACACCAAAAUCCAUCAAAUGACAGAGAACCCCAAACACUCAUUGGAUACUGAAUCCCGAAAUAGACCAUCAAAGAUCCUAAAAACACAAGAUUUCGUUGACGACAACGAAGAAGGAGAAGAGGAAUUGCAAGAAUCAAGCUUUGUUGCUGAAUCUAUGAGCUCAAACCCUAAGCUUCAACGAUAUUUAAUUGCUGUUGAGUAUAUUGGGACUAAAUUUGCCGGUUCACAGAAGCAACUUAAUGGCAGAACAGUUGUUGGAGUCCUUGAGGAAGCAUUUUGUAAAUUUAUAGGGCAGCAAGUAUCAGUCUCUUUGUCAAGUCGAACUGAUGCAGGAGUUCAUGCCUUAUCAAAUGUUUGCCAUGUUGAUAUUGAACGUAUCAGCAAAAGGAAGCCUGGUGAAGUGUUACCACCGCAUGAACCGGCAGUAGUUAGAAGAGCUGUUAACCAUUUCUUACAGAAGAAUGAAGGUGACAUCAUGGUGACUGAUGUUCGAUGUGUUCCUUCCGACUUCCAUGCAAGAUUUAAAGCUCAAGAGCGCACGUACUUCUACCGCUUCCUAUCUGGACCAGAGCCUUUGUCUACCUUUGAAAAAGAUCGGGCAUGGCAUGUUCUUGAAGACCUAGAUAUUGUCGCUAUGCAGGAAGCAUGUAAAGUUCUUGUUGGGCAUCAUGAUUUCAGUUCCUUCAGGGCGUCUGGUUGUCAGGCAAAAUCACCUAUUAGAACUUUGGCUGAAAUCUCCGUUUCUGAAGUGGCUUCAACUCUGUAUUUUCCAUCAAUCACAGAGAGGGAACAGAACUGUGAAAAUGGGGAAAACUCAUGCUGCAAAAAAUUUAAGACCGACCUGCCGAUGGGAUCUCAUUCCAAUACUAACGUAGCUGAGAGCUCCUUUGGUGAGACUGAUCUAGGAUUUGGGAUAAGGAGAAGACACCGUUGCUUCGUUGUAACAGCACGUGCCCGUUCUUUUCUUUACCACCAGGUUCGACUUCUUGUUGGGGUUCUCAAAUCUGUUGGCAUUGGAGAUCUAACAACUUCAGAUGUCGAAAGAAUACUCAGUGCAAAGUCUGUUACUGCUGCAAGCCCUAUGGCCCCUGCUUGUGGUCUCUACCUUGGACACGUAAAGUAUGAUCUGCCAUGAGCACUGAUAAACAUGCCAUGAACUUCAGCUUUUCUGUCUAGCAAAAAAUUUCUUUGUUCCAGAAGAACCAAUCCGCCCUGCAAUUUCAGAACCAAGCACCAUAUAUCUAUGGGAUGAUUGAAAUGUGGUCUAGAACACCCAAUUGCUUGCAGAAAGACUUCAUCUACUUUGCUUUGCAGUUGCUUCCAGUUUGGCUAGUCUCUCGGGAAAGUGAGCGCAUGGUUAACGUUGACAAUUUGAUCUGUAACAUUUUGCAUUUUGAUGUAAAAGAAACGGAAAACUGAAAAUAGUUGAGAACUCAUCUGCAUCUCUGUUUCUGCCUUGAUUCUACUAGCAUACAUUGUGUCCUACAAAUUGCUCUUUGAUCGUGCAGUGUAAAAAGAUCUGUGUACUGGAACAGUCCGACUGAAUUAUUCCCUUAGUUUCCAGCUUUAACUUUGCUUCAAA
Molecule: messenger RNA, 1657 nt
Organism: Ricinus communis (castor bean)
Lineage: Eukaryota; Viridiplantae; Streptophyta; Magnoliopsida; Malpighiales; Euphorbiaceae
Product: tRNA pseudouridine synthase A
Exons: 10
Coding region: 92-1210 (372 amino acids)
Biological process (GO): tRNA pseudouridine synthesis
Molecular function (GO): pseudouridine synthase activity; RNA binding
Source: RefSeq, a predicted model, not a curated record